Messenger RNA from Cylindrotheca closterium, 2013 nucleotides. The record is from the annotation of a GenBank genome assembly. NCBI's taxonomy places the organism in Eukaryota, Bacillariophyta, Bacillariophyceae, Bacillariales, Bacillariaceae.
AUGUCCAAGAGGACAUCUACAAGCUACAAGCAACCGCACAGCAACUUCAGUAACAAAUAUCCUAGAAUACACAUCCAAAACAACAUGGAAUGGAAGGCAGACUUUGACAAAGAGCAAAAGGAAGCUCCCACUUCUGAAACCGCGACUCGUCGUCCUGAAGAAACAAUAAACUCAUCCGCACAACGACAAGCUCUUGGUGAGGAAAAAUCAGAUCGAAAGCGAGCGAGUAUAUCGGAAGAUGCCGAAGAUCCGAGUAAUCGAAACAAUGUAAACAGUCAAAACAGCAGUAGCAACAACGAUACGGCAAACAAUACUCCCACUACUCCUGAAGAUGAAGAUGAUGAGUUGUCCAAAUACAUGUUUUGUUUUGCCUCCUUUCAUGCGGUGUUCGCUCCCGUUUGCAUCUGCAUGAUCUUGUCAGCGCUGGUGGUAGUUUACAUCAAUACGGAUGCCACACGAGCGGCCGGUGAAGCAGCUCUUUCCCAAUCUUACGAAGUCUUUGAGUUGCAAGAGGGCAACUCGAACCAGAACUUUUUGGCAAGCAUUGGCAAUACACUCAUUAUCAUUGCUGUCAUUUGUGCCAUGACCUUUGUGGUUGUCCUGCUCUACAAGUUUCGUUGCAUGAAAUUCUUUUAUGGAUACAUGAUUCUAGUGACCACGAUGCUGCUCGGAUAUUUCACUACGAAUAUUAUCUUGAUUGCCAUUCAAAAGUAUGACAUUCCAGUCGAUUGGCCGUCUUUGAUUUUCAUCAUGUACAACUUUGCCAUUGUUGGAACACUUUCCAUCUUUUACGGCAAAGGUAUUCCGACCUUUGUCACGCAGGGGUACUUGAUAUGCACAUCAGUGGUACUGGCAUGGCAACUCUCCUUUUUUGGAAAUUGGACCGCAUGGACUUUGUUGGUCGCCUUGGCCUUGUACGAUUUGUUUGCAGUGCUAACUCCUUGUGGUCCAUUGCGCAAAUUGGCAGAAUUGAUGUCGGAAGCGGACGCUCCAGCCAUUCCAGGUUUGUUGUACGAAGCAGCCUUGCCCAAUAAUGUCCAACGUCCCAGUAGGAAUCAAACUUCGAAUGCGAAAGCAUCUCGAGCCAGUCAGCCGGAGGAACAGCCUCCACAACAAGACGGAACUGUGACUGCAAAUAAUAGCAGCAGCAGUGACGAUGAUAAUGAUGAACGAAAGAUGCCUGCGACGGAAGCCAAUCGCAGCAGCAAUGUUGGGACGAGAUCAUUAGCCGAUGAUUCCAACACUAUGCUUCCUCCACAACCAGCGGCUCGGGCAAGCAAGCGGUCCAGCGAGGAACGACCAAGUAGAUCGAUUCAUCACCACGAAGAAGUACGAUAUGGAAAAGUUCCAGUAUCACUUGCCAUGGUAUACAAACUACAAAUUAUUGAUGAAGAGGGGGUCCUUCGUCCCAAGGAACACAAGUCUCUUUUUGCCAGAGCCUCCAAAAAGGGAGGGGAUUACCAGAAUACAGACGACCAAGAAAUUCCUGAAUCUUACUCUGGAUUAGAACUACGAGAGCGCAAGGAUCUGACGCCGCGACAAUUGAAAGCUGUUGUCAAGGUUGUCUACCCCCAUCGUGGUGGCUGGAUUGAUCCAUCUCCAACCACAGAAGAUGAUGGUGGCCGCCGCUGGUGGAAUGUCUACAAUCGGAACGGCGAACUGAUGCGUGAGUUUGUCAUUGAUGAUGCUUCCGGUAAAGUAUUUCAGAAAGGAGAGACCAGACGAACGUCUACGGCAAUUGAAGACAAUACGAUCAAGCUCGGGUUGGGAGAUUUCAUUUUUUAUUCCGUGUUGGUCUCCAAAGCAGCCAUGAAUGGCUUUACUUCCUUUGCCAUGUGCAUGCUUGUCAUUCUGGUGGGAUUGUGUAUCACUUUAUUACUGCUGUCAGUAUAUGGCAAGGCCCUUCCAGCACUGCCCAUUUCCAUCUUUUUGGGCGUUGCCUUUUUCUUCUUGUCCACGGCCAUUGUGGAUCCAUGGCUAGACAGUCUGAUUCGAAUUCCGCUUUAUGUGUAA